This is a messenger RNA of Plasmodium gallinaceum, 3018 nucleotides long. Its product is annotated as conserved Plasmodium protein, unknown function. NCBI's taxonomy places the organism in Eukaryota, Apicomplexa, Aconoidasida, Haemosporida, Plasmodiidae. The transcript has a single exon. The record is from RefSeq and is a predicted model, not a curated record. The coding region runs from base 1 to 3018 and encodes 1005 amino acids.
AUGAAAAAGUUAAUAAAAAAUAAUGUAAUCAAACUAAACUAUGAUAACUUUUUAAAGCAAUAUAGAAAAAAUUUUAAUUACGAAAAAGAUGUAAAUGAUAAAGAGCUAUAUGAACAUUUUGUAAUUAAUCCUUUUACUUAUUCAAGGCCAUUCGGAUGUUUACCAAAAAAUAUUUUGAAUAUAAAUGAACAUUAUUUAAGUGGAAUAAAUAUUUUUGAAAUUGUUGAUUAUGUUAAUAUUAGUGAACGAAUGCACAAAUAUGAAAAUUUUACUGAAGAGGAUGAAAAAGAAAAUGACGAAUUAAAAGAACUACAAACAGAUUCAGAUAUGGACGAAAAAUAUGAUCCUGAUAUAAAGGGUAAAACAAGUAAAAAAAAAAAAAAAAAUACAAAGCUAUACUUCGAAUCUAAAAAGGAUAAUAAUUAUAUAAAAAGUAACAAAUAUAAAAGAGUUUAUCGUUUUUUACUAUUUGAUGGAGAAAGUUUUAUUUAUGCAUAUGAACAUGAAUAUAAUGAGAAUUUUAAUUAUUUAGAAAAUAAUAAAUAUAUAUAUCCUAAAAUUAUCUUAUAUAAUAAUCCUAUUAUUAAACGAGGAGUAUUAUUAUUAAAAAAAAAUCAAACAUUUAUAUUAUUUAAAGGUCAUACAAUAUCAGAAUCUUUUUUAGACGAUAAAGAAGCUCAAGAAGAUGAAAUAAAAGGAGAAUAUAAAAUUAUAAAUUUAGAGGAUAAUUAUAAUGAAUAUGAAUACAUAAAAAGUAAAUCUAAUACUUUUGAAAAUAACCUAAAUGAAAAUACAUGUGAUUCAAUGGGAAAAAAUUAUAAUACAGAUAAAUAUAAUAAUAAAGAUGAAUAUAAAAAAAGUUUCAAAAAUGAAAACAGUAUGAAAUUAAAUUAUAAAAAUACCAUUAUUCAUUAUAAUGAGAAUAAUAAGAAUAGUUAUAACACUUUAAGUAAUGAAAUUAUAAAUAAGCACGAAGACGACUAUUUCAUUAAAAGAAAAAAUAAUAUAGAAAAUUAUAGGAGUAACUAUUAUAAUGAAAACAAUUGUAACAUUGAAAGUAGUGAUCAUAAUAUUAAUAAAAAUAAUAAUAAUUUUAAUAAUACAGAUAGCUUUAUUAAUACUAAUGAUAAUACUGCUAUCAAUAAAAAUAAUAAUCUUAACAGUAAAGAAAAUAAUUACUAUUCGAAUAAAUUUGAUAAUAAUAAUUAUUUUAGAAAAAAUGAUAAUGAUUAUUUUAGAAAAAAUGAUAAUGAUUAUUUUAGAAAAAAUGAUAAUGAUUAUUUUAGAAAAAAUGAUAGUGAUUAUUUUAGAAAAAAUGAUAAUGAUUAUUCUAGAAAAAAUGAUAAUGAUUAUUUUAGAAAAAAUGAUAAUGAUUAUUUUAGAAAAAAUGACAGUGAUUAUUUUAGAAAAAAUGAUAGUGAUUAUUUUAGAAAAAAUGACAGUGAUUAUUUUAGAAAAAAUGAUAAUGAUUAUUUUAGAAAAAAUGAUAAUUAUUAUUCUAACAAAUAUGAUAAUAAUAAUAAUUAUUCUGGAAAAAAUGAUAACGAUUAUUUGAAAAAAUAUGAUAAUGAUUAUCCUAAUAAAUAUGAUAAUUAUUAUUCUAACAAAUAUUAUAAUAAUGUUUAUCUUAAUAAAUAUGAUAAUGAUUAUUCUAACAAAUAUAAUAGUGAUCAUACUAACAAAUACGAUAAUGAUAACUAUCCUAGAAAAUGCAGUAAUGAUUAUUCUAGAAAAUAUGAUAGUAAUUAUCCAGACAAACAUGAUGUUGAAUAUUAUAACAAAUGUGAUAAUUAUUAUUCUGAAAAAUACGAUAUUAAUAAAAAUAUUAGGAAACAUAGUAAUGAUUAUUUUAAUAAUAAUGAUAAUGAAUUUUAUAUUAAGUAUAAUAGUGAUUAUUCUAACAAAUAUGAUAAUGACUUUUCUAUCAAGAAUAAUAAUGAUUAUUUUAACAAAUAUAAUAGUAAUAAUAAUUUUAGAAAGUAUGAUAAUAAUUAUUCAUUAAAUUAUGAUAGUAAUUAUUUUAACAAAUGCAAUGAUAAUUAUUAUAAAAUAUGUGAUAAUGAUUAUUUUAGAAAAUAUGAUAGGAAUGAUUACUAUAACAAAUAUGAUAGUAAUAAUAACUUAACAGAUCAUAAUAAUAAUUACUCUAAUAGAUACAGUGAUAAUUAUUCAAGAAAAUACGAUAACCAUUCGAGUGCUUGUGUUAAUAACCAUUCUAGAAAAAAUAAUAAUAGUUACUCUAACAAUUACGAAAAUAAUUAUACGAGAAAAUAUGAUAAUAACUGUUGGAACAAAUAUUAUAAUAUUACAAGUACUUCUAAGCAGAUAUGUGAAGAAAUAAAUUAUAUAAGUUGUAGUAAUGAAAGAAAUGAACAGAAUCAUCAUAAAUUGAAUAAUAGAUUGAAUAUAAAAAAUUAUGAUCAUCAUGGAAACAUAGAGAACACAAAUAAUAAAGAUAAUGAAAGUACAAAUAAUUUUAAUGAAACAAAUAAUGUAAUCCAAAUGUAUAAUAAUUAUACGAAAAAUGGCACAGAAAAGGAUGAUAAAAAUAUAUAUAUUGAAAAAACAGAAAUAAAUAUUUUUACAAAAGAAAUAAAUAAUAAUUCAAUAAAUUCCAAAGAAAGACAAUUUGAAAGAACAAAUUCCCCUUUAUAUAACCAAAAACAGGAUAGUAUGUGUCGUAAUAAUUUAAUUGAUAGAAAUAAUUCUGAAUACAUUAAGAAUUCUUAUAACAAAAAAAACGAAUUUUACCAUAACACAGUUGAUUUGGAACAAACUGAUCGAAACCUUCAAAAUAUUUAUAAAACUCAACAAAUAAGUAUUAUUAGUAAUAAUUCAGAUGAAUUAAAAAAAAAAAAUGAAUUCAAUGAAAGUAAUAAAAGCAAAAAUUGUGGAAAUUUAAAAAAUAAUAAUGAAUUAAUAGAUUUAACAGAAGGGUUUUUUUCAUCCGAAUUUUUUCAUAAGCCUAAUGAAUUAAAUAAAAUAAGUAAUAAUGAUGUCAUUAUAUUAGAUGAUUAA